Didymodactylos carnosus is the source of this 2679-nucleotide messenger RNA. The record is from the annotation of a GenBank genome assembly. Lineage: Eukaryota; Metazoa; Rotifera; Eurotatoria; Philodinida; Philodinidae.
AUGGUGGAUUUAAAACGUGUAAAAUGGUGUUUAAGACCAUCACCUUCAACAUUAUUCGAUUCCAUCUGUUUAUGGUUCAUAUUACCCGUUCUUCUCGUAGUGAUAACAGCUUCGAUAGCUUUAACGGUUUCAUUCAAGUUGCCAAAAGUAAAAUCUCAAAUAACUGCUAAGAGUGAAUUUAGUGAAGAACGUGCUCGAUUACAUUAUGUUAAUCUUACCGCUAAUGGUCCACGUGUAGCCAAUACGAAAAGUGAUUAUUUAGCACGAGAUUAUAUUUUAGAACAGUUAAAUAUAAUUGAUAAAAGACGUACAAAUAAACAAAUUCGUUUUGAAAUUGAUGUACAAGAAUUUCGUAUCAUGUUUGGAAUGUUAAAAAACUUUAUUGUCAGACUAUCAGAUAUAGACUUACCCAUACCAGUGAUUAAUGAAACAUCAAGUUUAUUAUUAUCGGCACAUUAUGAUUCGGUAGAAUUUAGUCCGGGAGCCAGUGAUGAUGGUUCUGGUAUAGUGAUUUUACUUGAAAUUCUUUCUAAUUUAGUUAACGAUGAAUCACUAGUUUUAAAAACACCAAUCAUAUUUAAUUUUAAUAAUGGCGAAGAAAUAGAUUUAUUAGGAGCCACUGCUUUUAUAUAUAAACAUCAAUGGGCACACAAUGUAAAACGUUUUAUUAAUUUAGAAUCAACUGGUGGUCCAGAAAAAGCUAUUUUAUUUCGUAUAAAACCUUCUCAAUUGAUUAAACAUUAUUCUAAUGUACCUUAUCCACAUGCAAAUGUAAUUGGAGACGAAGUUAUUAAAGCUUUGCCUGUUGAUACAGAUUAUACGAUUUAUAAUCAACAAAUAGCUGGAUUUGAUUUUGCAUUUUAUCUCGACGGAUAUACGUAUCAUACAAGUUUAGAUUCAGCGUCUCUUAUUGAACAAGGAGCAUUACAACAUUUGGGAGAAAAUACGUUAUCUCUCAUAAGACAUCUGCUGACUCACGAUGAUGGGACAGACGCUUUUGACGAAGAUGAAAACUAUAUUUUCUUUGAUUUUAUAGGCAAAAUAUUAGUCAAAUAUUCGUUUAAAACGUCGGUUAUCAUUCAAAGUAUACUUAUUAGUUAUGUAUUCGUAUUCAUUAUAACUAUCAUCACUAUUGAUCAUAUAAUGUUCACAAAAUAUCGUUGUAACGAUAAAAAGUCUGUCUAUUAUUAUUAUUCAACAGUUCGCAAAUCGUUAUGUCUGCGUAUAUUAUUCAUUUUAUUUUCAUUUGCUUCUUACAUAGCGUCACUUCUUGUUGGUAUCGGUUAUACGUUACUGAUUUCAUUAAUUGUAUCAAAAAUUCGUCCAUUUUUCUGGUAUGGUAAAUCAUCACUCGCCGUUGCCCUUUACUUUCUAACAUCUCUGUUAGGAAUGAUAUUUGUUCAAUACGAAUGUUAUCUACUGGUGCGAUUAUUAAGUAAACGGUAUGGACCAAAAAAUAAUUGGAAACAAUUUAGUUAUCACGCAUUUGAUGUCGAACGACAGUUUUCACUAUUAUUCGUAUGGUGUCUAUUCAUGAUUGUAUCAAUGAUAACAAAAAUUCGUUCAUUCUAUAUCGUUUUAGUUUGGUCAAUAUUUAUUUGUUUUAUUUAUACAGCAGUAAUUUUUAUCGAAAAGGUAUUACUUUGGUAUUCAACAGUAAAAUAUCAUGGUCAUACUAUUCAGAUUACACGAGAAGUUGAUCGACAAUCCAAAAAUUCUUGGAAAAGUAUGUUUACAGUUCAACGACGUCAUUGGUUACUCGUACCAUUUAUUGCAUCAUUUAUACCCUUAAUUCACUCUAUUGAACUCAUUAGUAGAUUAUUACGUUUGGCUAUACCGAUGAUGAGUCGAACAUCUGAAACGCCCAUACCACGAGAUUUGAUUGUAAGUGCAAUCAUUGCUCUUAUCAUAUGUAUUUGUACACUCACAUUUCUGCCCAUGAUGAAUCGAGCAGCAAAUUAUCUUAAAACAAUAAUAUUUAUAUUUAUUGCCUUUAUUAUUAUUUUUAUCAUUUCCUGUACGACAUAUUCGUUUACUACUAUGAAUCCAAAAUUAAUUAAAGUAAAACAUUCAUCACGAUCUAUGCACAUUUACAAUCCAAAAGAUUUAUUAAUUUCUUCGUCUACACCAGUUACUGUGCCAAAAUUCAACCAGACAAUGCGAGUUCGUGUAGUCAAUAAUGAUCAAGUACCAUUUUCGGGUAUACUUCAAAAAUUCACUUCAAAAAGCGGUCAAGAAUUGAAAAAUCUCAAUUGUACAUCGAACAGAUGCGAUUUUGAUGACUUCAAUCGAAUGCCUAGUAUCAUAUCUCUUCAAAUUAUAUCCUUAUCAGAUACUCUGUAUACAAUUCAAUUUAAUCAUGUAUCCACAUAUCAAGCGUCAGUGAAACUAAUUGGUAUUUCAAACUUUUCUCUUAAUAUAUUAGAUAAAAGUCCUUUUAUUCGUGAUUCAGAUUCCAUUUACAAAUAUGGAAUAGCGACUAAUCAAACAAUCGUUGAUGUCAAACUGUAUCAAUAUGAUAGCAAAGCUUCCAUCACUUUCACUCUUCAAACGUGCGAUAUGAACGAUUCACCAUUUUUGUCAUUAUUGCAACAGACUAUUCCUUAUGUAAAAGCAUUUGGAAAUGGAGAAUGUCAAUUAAUCACAGAUGCUGCCAUAUUAACUUUUACGGAUAGUUAA